Molecule: messenger RNA, 1900 nt
Organism: Coffea arabica (coffee)
Lineage: Eukaryota; Viridiplantae; Streptophyta; Magnoliopsida; Gentianales; Rubiaceae
Product: deoxyribodipyrimidine photo-lyase
Biological process (GO): photoreactive repair
Molecular function (GO): deoxyribodipyrimidine photo-lyase activity
Source: RefSeq, a predicted model, not a curated record
UUUAAACCACAACCGUCAACCGUUUAUUUUCCCUCCAUUUCUGCAACCUGCCCGAACCGAUUCCCCGUUUCUUCCUCCUCGGCCACGCUAAGCCAUUUCCGGUUAACCUCCGCCGCCAUUAACCACCACCAUCAAUGGCCAAUUCAAUGGCAUCAAUUCAGCAGGGUCGAAUCCGAGUUCUGAAACAGGCAUCAGGGCCAUCCAUUGACCGGGAGAAACUUAAGGGUCCAGUUGUCUACUGGAUGUUCAGAGAUCAACGGCUGCGAGAUAACUGGGCUUUGAUCCACGCAGUUGAUCAAGCAAAUAAGGCCGACGUACCCGUUGCCAUAGCUUUCAAUCUAUUUGAUUCCUUCUUGGGUGCCAAAGCCAGACAUCUGGGUUUUAUGCUUAGAGGCCUUCAAAAGCUUCAUCAAAAUCUUCAAGGAAUGUCUCUCAAUAUCCCCUUUUUUCUGUUUCAGGGGGAAGCACUGGACACAAUUCCCAAUUUUUUGAAAGAAUGCGGGGCUUCACUUUUGGUGACAGACUUUUCACCCUUAAGGGAGGUCAAGAAUUGGAAAGAAACAAUUACUGAGAGGUUGGAAGAUUCAGUAUCAGUUCAUGAAGUUGACGCACACAAUGUAGUGCCUAUUUGGGUGGCAUCUGAUAAAUUGGAAUAUAGUGCUAAGACCAUAAGGGGUAAAAUCAAUAAAUUGCUUCCUGAGUACCUAAUUGAUUUUCCAACACUAGGGCCUUCAAAAAGAAAGUGGCCUAAUCUGCAUCAUUUUAUAGACUGGGAUAAACUAAUUGCAGAUGUUGUAAGGAAAGGAGCAGAAGUUCCUGAAAUUGCAUGGUGUGAACCAGGUGAGGAUGCUGCUAUGGAAGUAUUGAUGGGGAGUAAAAAUGGGUUCUUGACUGCCAGAUUGAAGAAUUAUUCCAUGGAUCGGAAUAAUCCGCUAAAGCCCAAAGCACUCUCUGGUCUCUCCCCUUAUCUGCAUUUUGGGCAGAUAGCAGCACAGCGGUGUGCCUUAGAGGCACGCAAAGUUCGGACACUAUCUCCACAGGGAGUUGACACAUUCUUAGAGGAGUUGAUUGUACGCAGAGAACUAGCUGAUAACUUCUGCUUCUAUCAGCCCCAUUAUGAUUCACUGCAGGGGGCAUGGGAAUGGGCACGCAAGACCUUGAUGGAUCAUGCUUCUGAUAAACGUGAACAUACAUACACGAUGCAACAAUUGGAGAAGGCACAAACUGCAGACCCUCUCUGGAAUGCUUCUCAAUUGGAGAUGGUUCACUAUGGGAAGAUGCACGGUUUUAUGAGAAUGUACUGGGCAAAAAAGAUUCUCGAAUGGACAAGUGGUCCUACAGAAGCUCUUGCAAUUGCUAUAACUUUAAAUGACAAGUACGAAAUUGACGGGAGGGAUCCAAAUGGUUAUGUAGGCUGCAUGUGGUCAAUUUGCGGUGUACAUGACCAGGGUUGGCGGGAGCGUCCAGUUUUUGGGAAAAUAAGGUAUAUGAACUACGCCGGCUGCAAGAGGAAAUUUGAUGUUGAUGGGUACAUUGCAUACGUGAAAAGAUUAGCAGGUGAGAGUAAGAAAAGAAAGGCAGAAAUCUAGCUGAACCAUCAGCAGGCAAAGGAAUUGUGCCAGUAGCAUUUAGAUUGUGUGUUUGCUCGAGGGUAUUCGUGUUGUGGGCUGGUGGAAACUGUUUCGAGUCUCAUUAUCCGGAGCGAUUUACAACCCUUUGGUGGUUUCUUUCGUUUGUAGAUUUAUCUCUCGAGCUCUUUCAAAUAUCUGUUCAUGUGUAGCUUUGAUUUUCUUGUUCAAAUCGAAUUCUUCGACUCCCUGCUGGGAGAGGAGGAUUACAUUGACUCAAAUAUUGUGCUUCUCUAACCAAAAUGUAAAGCAAACAAAAUCCCUCAACUUCA